Molecule: messenger RNA, 955 nt
Organism: Pantherophis guttatus
Lineage: Eukaryota; Metazoa; Chordata; Lepidosauria; Squamata; Colubridae
Biological process (GO): immune response; proteolysis
Cellular component (GO): extracellular region
Molecular function (GO): chemokine activity; metalloendopeptidase activity
Source: RefSeq, a predicted model, not a curated record
AAGGAAAAGUAUCAAUAGUUGGGAAAGAUACAAUACUUGGGACCAAGAGAAUGGUUUCUUUGAAAAUGUAAAUACAUGGGAAGUGAAAGUGAAUAGGAUGGGGAUUCCCUAAGGCAUAACAGUGGGCGAACCUACACAAAUAAAUAAGCUGUUCGCCCCGACAAGAACACCACUUCUCUCUCCGGAUCACAAGCGGGAAACCGGACUCAGCGCAGAGAUGCUCAAACAGACUUUCCUCACCGUCCUUGUUCUUCUGGCUUGCUGGGUGGCUCUCAUGGAAGGACUUCAGACCUCCAGCCAUGACCGCUGUUCAUGCAAAGGAAGUAGAAUGUCUUCUGUGAUUAUGAACCGUGUGGCUAAAAUCGAAUUCUAUAUGCGAGGCAGCACCUGCAGUCAAGACGAGCUGAUAGUGAUCUUUAGAAAUGGCCAAAAACGCUGUCUGAACCUUGAUGAGGACCAAGGCAGGAGAAUUCAUCAGGCAAUUAUGUACAGAAACAAUGUCAGAAAAGGAAGUUCAAACUAAGUUUUGGAGGAGCUGCUUCACAAGUACUUCUCUUCCUUUAGAUACAUAACUAACUUCUGAAGAUUCAUAAUCCAUAAUCCAUGAACCUGAUUACUGAAUAAACCCAAAUCCUGCAUUCCCACACACUCAAAACGAUAAAUUUUUUUCAAUAUUUCAAUAAAUGUCAUUCUCCUAUUCUCUGUCUGGCCUUGAGGACACAGUACAUCCUCAAAAUACAUUUUAACCUGAUUGCUGAAUAAACCCAAAUUCCUUUGAUUGUCACGUGCUCAAACGAUAAAUUUACCAAACUGGCUGAUUUACGCAACCAACACAUCUGACACAAAAAUAAAGCUUUGCCCUAGCAUCCAUAUCUGUAUCUGAUUUUGUUCAAUGUAUUUUUGUAUUUUUGUAUUUUUCAACCAAUAUAAAGCCUCAGGCACAAAUCUGACACGA